Messenger RNA from Colletotrichum destructivum, 2833 nucleotides. Its product is annotated as Putative calcium/proton exchanger, sodium/calcium exchanger membrane region. The record is from RefSeq and is a predicted model, not a curated record. Bases 1175 to 2599 code for a protein of 474 amino acids. Gene Ontology annotation, biological process: intracellular calcium ion homeostasis; calcium ion transmembrane transport. Gene Ontology annotation, molecular function: calcium:proton antiporter activity. The transcript has 3 exons. Lineage: Eukaryota; Fungi; Ascomycota; Sordariomycetes; Glomerellales; Glomerellaceae. Gene Ontology annotation, cellular component: fungal-type vacuole membrane.
CAGCGUCCGUCCCACGUUCUCCAUAGUAGCCUGACAGAAAAAGGGGGCUGUGUUCGUUUCUUGUUCAACCGCCCUUCGAUCGCUAUCCGUACCCAUUUUGCCAUCGCCUCGGAGCCCGCCUCACCCUUUCCUCACCCUCUUUCUCGUUCGCUCUCCGAAUCACAUUCGCCGCAGAGACUCCCGGUUGGCCUUGCGCUCUUCUCGCACACCAUCUCUAUCUCAACGCCUCGACCCCGACUCGACUCGACUCCUGCUCUGCUGCAUCGUCGGCCUCCUGCCUGUCUGCACAGCACGUUCGAUCCAACCCACUUGGACCACCUUCUUCCGAUACACAUCCUCAGUACCUCGAGACUUGGCGCCUGAAGUGCUUUCCCAUAGUGUAGCUCUGCCAGCCAUCCAUUGGGCCACACCGUCGCUGACCGACCGGCCUGUACCCCACUCCCCUUGCUAUCGGGCGACGCAGGCAUAGGGCCUCGAGCAAAAAUCUCAUCCGGUCCGUUGUGACGGUCAACUACUCCCGGAGAUAGAUACCUCCCUCGCCUUGGCUUGGGUGUGUGCUGGCCGUGAUACCGUGCAGACCAGAAAAAUAGUCAAGAGUCACUUGUCGCGCACGACAUGGUGUGUAAGUACUUCGCCCGCCCAACUGCACCUUAGCUUUCAUUUCCCUCCACCUUACCUUGAACCUACAUCACCUGCCUUUCCAUUUCAUCGAUUCUUCCACUUUUCCACCAUCCACUACCUGCUGCUACCUGACAUUGCCUUAGUGCACUCUGCAGCCCCAGCAAAGCCCCCUCCCCCCAUGUCCUAGAGCUGCAUAUCUCCCUGGACAAUCUUGACUCUUGGCACUGCCCAGGUAGUCUCAGGCGCUCUUCUGUUUCUCUCUGCCGCAGCCAAAGUCAUCUUUCUUUCCUCCAAGCCACAUUCUGGCAUCGCAAGCAAUCCACCACUGCCUCUUCUUUCAUUCUUCCCACCCACCUGUACUGGACUGCGGCGCACAUCUAUCUGGUCGCCUUGUCCUGUGCAUUGUCAUUCCCUUGCCUUUUUCACUCCCUUUUCUGUUGUUGUUCAACUACCGGCCGCCUUGCCCCGAAAUACGCCCAUCCAUCACGAGACGCGCGACAGGAGACAUAUCUUUGCUUUAGUGGUCAGGGCUCCGGCUAACUAUGACGGUGCGAUGUCCGACGAUUCAGCCAACCAGCAUUUUCGCGGACAGGUCCGCUCUUGGGGUACCGCCAACAAGCCCAACGGGCGCGAUGGCGAUGUCGACGAGAACUCGCCGCUUCUCGUGAACGGCAAUCACUCGGCAAACCAUGAAUCCCAUGUCGUCAACGGCGACAGCGGCAACCAGACGCUCAAGUUCCUCUUCAACUCGACACAUACCCCGGGCACCGACAGCCCCAACGUUGCUGUCAGGUAUUCGUCCCAGGUCUGGCACGUCACCAAGGUGUCGCUCCUGAGCAACUAUGUCAACUUCCUUCUUGUUAUGGUGCCCCUUGGCAUUGUUGCCGGAAAGCUUCACUGGAGUCCGACUGCUGUCUUCACCAUCAACUUCUUCGCCAUUAUCCCGCUUGCCGCUGUUUUGUCGUUUGCGACCGAACAAAUCUCCAUGAAGCUCGGUGAAGCUCUUGGAGGGUUGCUCAACGCCACCUUUGGAAAUGCGGUCGAACUGAUUGUCAGCAUUGUCGCCCUGAAGGAAGGCCAGAUCGAGGUGGUCCAGUCGUCCAUGCUGGGCUCUAUCCUUUCCAACCUACUUCUCGUCAUGGGCAUGUGCUUCUUCUUUGGCGGCAUUGUCAACAUGCGCGACAGGGUUACUGGCCAGGGCAUGGAGCAGAGCUUUGCCUCUGCUACGGCGCAAACCACCUGUUCGCUGAUGACAUUGUCUUCGGCAUCGCUCGUCAUUCCCGCUACGCUCUACUCUGUGCUUGACAAGGCCGAUAGUGUCGAGAAGGAGCACAGCAUUCUAGUCCUUUCCCGCGGUACCGCCAUCAUCCUGUUGUUGCUCUACGUCCUCUACUUGUGGUUCCAGCUGCGCACUCACCCUAAUUUAUUCGAUGCCGAAAUCCAGCACCACAACGACGAAGAGGCCGAGGAGCCCAUCAUGGGCCCUAUCGCCGCCGCCACCGUGCUUGUUGUCACCACCAUCCUGGUUGCCAUCUGUGCCGACUACCUCGUGGAGAGCAUCGACCCUAUCGUCGAGACGGCGCACAUCAGCAAGAACUUUAUCGGUCUUAUUCUCAUUCCUAUUGUCGGCAACGCGGCUGAACACGUCACGGCUGUCGUCGUGGCCAUCCGGAACAAGAUGGAUCUAGCUAUGGGUGUUGCCAUCGGUUCCAGUAUCCAGAUUGCCCUCCUCGUUACACCUUUCCUUGUUAUCCUCGGAUGGGCUGUUCUCGACAAGCCGAUGACUUUGCACUUCGAGACAUUUGAGACUGUUGCCUUUGCAUUCUCUGUGCUCGUAGUCACAUACACUGUACAGGAUGGCAAGUCCAACUACCUCGAGGGCGCAAUGCUUCUGGGCCUGUACAUCAUUAUCGCCUUGGCCUUCUAUGUCAGCCCCAGCGAUGCUUUGGACAAGGUCCUGUCUGUUGUUCAGCGUUGAAGGCAUGAAGGCACGGUUGAAAGUUCUAUACGUUUCUUGGCAAAACGGGGUGGUUGGCAAUCCCUAUGUCAGUAAACAAAACAGGGUCCGCUACACCGCCCAUGUGCGCGCCUUGGCACUAUUGCGUUUUUACGAAGUAAUUAACGAAUGGGGUGGCCGCCAAACGAAGGUCUAUCAUCAAAUUACUUUCUAGGUGGCAAUCAUUUUCCAUGUGUAUUUCCUUGUGUACCUAGU